GCCUGCUGCUCUUCGGCCUUUUCUCCUUCUCCAAUACUUCUUCUUUUUCCUCUUCUGUUCAUCUCGUUGAACAUUCACAUCUCCAUCGGUAGUAGCUACUAGAAUGAUGGAGCAAUACACACUUCAUCUCCACCAUGCAGAUACGGAGACCACAAGCAGCUUUUUACAAUCAAUGGAGGAGAGACUUCACUACGCUUUUUACAUUCUUCUCUCUCAGGAGCUCUGUGUGGAGAUACCCCGUGAGGUGGCGUCUCUUCGCGAUGCCAAGAUGGCAAGCCAUCUCCUUCCAACAGGCAUCAAUGCGCUCUGCCACUUCACUCCGGAGUCGCUGGCGGAGAUCGAGAGGAUCAUCAAGGAGAAGGACAGCAGGGAGGAAGUAGAGGAGGCAGAGGAGACGCUACAGGCACCCAGGAGUGACCUAGAGGCUGGGAAGAGCCUGCCCAUGAUCUAUGGCGACCCACCAGACAACCUCCUCAACACCCCAUUGGAGGACAUAGACCCUUUCUACAAAUCAAAGAAAACAUUUAUUGUCAUAAGCAAGGGGAACACAAUCUACAGGUUCACUGCUGAACCGGCGAUGUAUUUUAUCAGUCCGUUUAGUAUCGUCAGAAGAGGAGCCAUCAAGAUUCUCAUACAUUCAUAUCCUUCAUGUGUCAGCAUGACAGUUUCAGGUUUACAUUAAAUACU
Molecule: messenger RNA, 687 nt
Organism: Triplophysa dalaica
Lineage: Eukaryota; Metazoa; Chordata; Actinopteri; Cypriniformes; Nemacheilidae
Product: sodium channel protein type 4 subunit alpha A-like
Exons: 4
Coding region: 104-682 (192 amino acids)
Biological process (GO): neuronal action potential; membrane depolarization during action potential; sodium ion transmembrane transport
Cellular component (GO): axon; plasma membrane; voltage-gated sodium channel complex
Molecular function (GO): voltage-gated sodium channel activity
Source: RefSeq, a predicted model, not a curated record